AGUUAACAGAGUUGGAUGGAGAGUGACCAAAUUUGAACCAUUUACCUCAUUUAAGUGACCAAGAUUAGAUUUAAAUAUUUUCAGUCAUCAAAUAUGAACGUUUUUUAUAAUUUCAAUGACCAACAAAUUAACCCAUAAUUUGUUGUUUUGUUUUUCAUUCAUUACCAGGCCCGGUCCAAGUAUUCGUAUUUGGGCCAAUGCCAAUUUUGGAGAAGAACAAACGUGAAUGAAAUCCAACUCCUCUUCCAGAACCAGAAGGAAGGCAUUCUCUCUCCUCUCUGCAACUGCAAAAUUUCCAACCGUACCGAUUCGCUUCUUCAGAAAGGCCAGUCAGGCGCAUUGCGAGCAACAAGAAGAAGCUCUCCAUUCCUUCCUUCCGAUGGCGUCUUUGUUGAAAACCCUAGCGAAACAAUCGUCCGGUUUGGUGGGUUCCUCUACUCCCACCGCGACAAGAAAUUUCAGCCUCGUUAGCAGCCAAAUCAGCCAACACACGGCCAAAUGGAUGCAGGAUACAACCAAGAAAUCUCCGAUGGAGUUGAUCAACGAGAUUCCACCCAUCAAGGUUGAGGGAAGGAUUGCUGCGUGCGAAGGAGAUACAAACCCUGCACUUGGGCAUCCAAUUGAGUUCAUCUGCUUGGACCUGAAGGAGCCUGCAGUUUGCAAAUAUUGUGGUCUGAGGUUCGUCCAGGAUCAUCAUCACUAGGAGCUUGGUACGACUUGUCUUCUUUGUGUGAGGCAGGACAAAGGCGUUACACUACAUUAUAUGUUAUCGGGGCAAUCGUGUCAUCUUUGGCAUGCUUAAUGAAUUCUGUAUGCAUCCCAAAUCAUUAGCAGCUUGGUGUUGAUUACCAGGGGAAUAAGCUCUUGAUGUGUGCCUUCUGUCUUGGUGAAUUCUUAGUAGAAAUUGGGAUAUCCAUCCACCCCUUUGCAUUUUUCAUGGAUUCUAUGGAUUUAUAUGCUUCUUACCUUGUCCAUUUCUAUUUGACGCCAUAAAGGGAGAUGAUCUGCAUCUUGUACCCUUCCGGGGAAUAAGAUUGCUAUCAUUCA
Messenger RNA from Linum trigynum, 1047 nucleotides. Lineage: Eukaryota; Viridiplantae; Streptophyta; Magnoliopsida; Malpighiales; Linaceae. The record is from the annotation of a GenBank genome assembly.